Messenger RNA from Mycotypha africana, 1165 nucleotides. RefSeq lists its product as uncharacterized. The transcript is spliced from 2 exons. The record is from RefSeq and is a predicted model, not a curated record. Bases 118 to 1044 code for a protein of 308 amino acids. Gene Ontology annotation, cellular component: RNA polymerase II transcription regulator complex. Gene Ontology annotation, molecular function: transcription cis-regulatory region binding; DNA-binding transcription activator activity, RNA polymerase II-specific. NCBI's taxonomy places the organism in Eukaryota, Fungi, Mucoromycota, Mucoromycetes, Mucorales, Mycotyphaceae.
UUUCCCCUAGAGUGUAACCAUUGCAUUUAACCAAACCUGCAAUUAAAGAUUCAUAUUACCCCCUCACUUAUACACUUGCUUGUUUACUGUUGACAGCUUUAAACAGACAUUUGCACAAUGUCAAAUCAACCAAUAUCCACUAAUUCUGUUGUUAAUACUGACGAAAGUCAAUCGACGUCAACGCAACAACAACAGCAGGAUGAAGAAAUGCCACCUUUUCAGUACCAAACAGACAUUGCAGAAACAACUCCACGUGAGACUACACAAGCACGCUCUUCAACACCUCUUCAAGCCGCCGUAAACAGUCAACCUACUCCUCGAAAUGCUAGUAAUGUCCAAAGUAGUGCCACCAUGGCCACCCAACCUGCACCUUUAAUUGUUACUAGUACCACUGCAGGUACAUCCGCUGAUAGUAUUGGUAAUAAUAUAGCUGCAACAACUACUAUUGAUACUACCGCCGCAUCACAACAGCAAGUAUCAUCAAAUACAUCAAAGAAAACCUUAAUUGAAACAAGAAGAGCUGAACAAAAUAGGGCAGCGCAAAGAGCAUUUAGACAGAGGAAAGAAAGAUAUGUAAAGGAGCUAGAAGCUAAAGUAAAUAUGAUGGCAGAAUGGCAAACACGUAUGGAACAUUUAGAACAGGAAAAUCAGCAAUUAAAGCGACGUAUUGAGGAACUGGAAUCAAAACAACAACAUCCACAACAACGGCAUGACGAUGAUAAUGAGAAUAUGACCAGAAGAACGGCUAUUAAAUUUCAAUAUAAUGAUACACCUUAUACCAGCUCACAGCAACAGUCUAUCAAGAAUGAUGAACAGAAUAACAUUAAUAAUGUAUCAACUGUAAAGCCGCAAGAGCAGCAGCAAUUGUCAACAACUUCAUCUACAACAGGAACCACAGCAGCAUCCUUAGUCAGAACAGCGACAGCAGCAGCGGCAGGUACAGCAGGUGUACCUGUUGGUGAAAAGGGCAAAGUGUUGGAUGAUUUAGUAUCUAUUCUAAGGACACGCCACAGGCCUCCUAUUCCAUCACACCCACCAAAUUAAGAAUGUUAUAUAAGGAAGAAAUGGAUCUAUUAGAUUACUAUGGACAUUUCAUCUAUUAGUAAACAAUUAGUUUUAGUACCCAGAAACUGUACUAAACAAAAAGUCAUGAUAUUCCUCAUAC